GGCUUUUUCCACAUAUUUCAAGGAACGAUGGACUCUGUGACAGAGCAAUAAACGCUCCUAAUGAGUCUGAGUCACCCGAGUCCUGGCAACAGAUUCUCUCGGGCGGACCACAUAAAGGACCACCUACAUCAGCGGAAGACCAGCGAAUUAGCGGAAAUACGCUGAAAGCUCCAAAGCGGAGAAAGUUACCGGCGGAUCAGAAGUUGUUGUUAAAGUCGCGCUCAGAGAUUGUGAAGCCAGGUUAAAACGCAGCCAUGGACGGGGACGCUCAGAGAUCAUCUUAUUCUGCAUGGACUGAGUGUUGGGCAGUAAGACGGAUCCGCCAGUUGGUUCCGUUGGGUUUCAAGGAUGAAAUUAAAGAGCUGUCCAAGCUGUCCGCACCCGUGGUGAUAGCGCAGUUCAUGGGUUAUGCUGUGAAUUUUGUCAGCACAGUGUUCUGUGGCCAUCUGGGGAAGACAGAGCUGGCAGGAGUGUCUUUGGCCAUAUCUGUGAUUAAUGUCACAGGUGUAUCCAUUGGCUUUGGGUUGGCAUCAGCAUGUGAUACGCUGAUCUCUCAGACCUAUGGGAGUGGUAACUUUCUGAGAGUUGGAAUUAUUCUGCAGCGUUCGAUCCUCAUUCUGUUACUGGCUUGUUUCCCCUGCUGGGCAAUCCUCAUCAACACAGAGCCCAUUCUUUUGGCUUUCAGACAGAAGCCAGAAGUAGCCAGUUUGGCGCAGAUGUAUGUAAAGAUCUUCAUGCCGGCUCUUCCAGCUGCUUUCAUGUUUACCUUAGAAUCAAGAUAUCUACAAAACCAGGGCAUCAUUUGGCCAGAGGUCAUCACAGGGUUGAUUGUUAAUCUGCUCAACGCCCUCAUCAACUACAUUGUGCUUUUUGUAUUAAAAAUGGGGGUAUGGGGCUCUGCUAUUGCCAACACUUUGUCUGUGUUUUCCUUGGCUGGUUUCCUUUACGCUUAUAUCAUUUGGAAAGGUCUUCACAAGACAACCUGGGGGGGCUGGUCCAAAGAGUGCCUCUGUGAUUGGAAAUCUUACAUCUACUUGGCUAUUCCUGGAAUGGUCAUGAUGUGUAUUGAGUGGUGGACAUUUGAGAUUGGAGUUUUUCUGGCAGGUCUAAUAAGUGAGGUUGAACUUGGAACGCAGUCAGUUGUAUUCCAACUUUCAAAUAUUGCCUACAUGUUUCCUUUGGGUUUCAGCAUUGCAGGCAAUGUGAGAGUUGGAAAUGCUUUGGGAGCAGGAGAAACCGAGCAGGCUAAGCUGUCUGCAAAAACAACAAUGUUCUGUGCAGGGUUAAUGUCUAUUUGCUUGGCAGUGCUCAUUGGGAGCCUGAAGGAUCAUAUUUCUUACAUCUUUACAUAUGAUGAGCAAAUUAGGGAAAGAGUUGCAGAAAUUAUCUCUUUUUACGCUCCGUUCAUCUUCCUGGAUGCCUUAUCGGCUGCCUGUGGGGGUAUUAUAAGAGGAGCAGGUAAACAGAGAGUUGGUGCUAUUUGCUACUUCUUGGGAUAUUAUGGCAUCGGUUUCCCAAUUGGAAUCCCCCUGAUGUUUGCAGCCAAACAAGGAAUCAAGGGUCUAUGGACUGGCUUGUUUACCUGUGUAUCACUUCAGUGCACAUUCCUGAUUUUCUAUCUGUUCAGGAUGAACUGGAAGUCAGCUACAACAGAGGCUCAGAUCAGAGCCGGGGUGAUUGAGAGCUCCUCAGACACAAGUCCCCACCCAGAAGAUGCAGGGAACCCAACAGACACUAGAAAUCUAGUUGAUGCUGAAGAGGUUUCUGCAGUAACAACCCUGGAAGUCCAGCUCUCCUAUAGGAGCCUGGUUCUGCGAAGAGGUUUCGCUCUGGCUGGCAUGCUAUUGAUCCUGGCUACUGGAAUUAUUAUAAACCUGCUUGUCACUAACUUUGUUACUUGAUUAUGAGUAAAGUCUAUUGAAUUCAGGGAGCAAAGUUCUUAGCCACAACUGCAAAGCAAAAUGUAGAUGUUUGCACUGCAGGACACAGCCGGACAUGAGAAAGCACACAUCAAGAUAAGCAGGUAGCAAGAAGAAAAAAGAAAGAGCAAUAUAACAUAAUAAGGGUUUAAUUUCCAAAAGCAAGAUUAUUCUCUGUAAUGACAAGAAUUAUCUCUGAUUAUUAUCUGGAUCUUUACAGUCACACACUGUCAGAGAGAACUGAGUCAAGCUGAAGACAGUUCAACAACAAUAAAGAAAAACAUUGUGGUCA
This is a messenger RNA of Girardinichthys multiradiatus, 2211 nucleotides long. It is a transcript of the gene slc47a3, whose product is annotated as solute carrier family 47 member 3. Bases 255 to 1901 code for a protein of 548 amino acids. Gene Ontology annotation, biological process: xenobiotic detoxification by transmembrane export across the plasma membrane. Lineage: Eukaryota; Metazoa; Chordata; Actinopteri; Cyprinodontiformes; Goodeidae. Gene Ontology annotation, cellular component: membrane. The record is from RefSeq and is a predicted model, not a curated record. The transcript has 17 exons. Gene Ontology annotation, molecular function: antiporter activity; xenobiotic transmembrane transporter activity.